GGUUAGUUUUUUUGUUAGGAAGGAGACGCAAAGCAGGAAGAAAAUGUUUGUGAUAUUGUAAAAAAGCCGUGCCUGUGGACUUUUAAUUAAAGUUAUAAACGACUUAUCAAGAACUGAAUGAAAGUGUUAGUGCUGUGCUGCUGUUAAAGAAUUCAUAUUACGGAGAGGUGAACCAUUCAAAGGCAAAACAAAUGAGCGCGUUCAAUAGCGCCGGCCGAUCGCCAGGACGGAUGCCGUAGCUCGCCCAGUGGAGCACGCCGUCGCCGUGAUGAGCACAACCCGCCAUAAUGCGCCGGCGGCCAUUUUAAAACGGAGACUGCGCUGGUCACCACGACAUGGCCGUUUAUCGCGGCAAACGCACACUCCAACUACCCGCGCAACCGCGCUCUGCUUCACUGUCACAACGCUAUGAAAUGUGGAAACACGGAAAGUGGCGACAAAAAGCGUCACCACCAAGGACAAACCCAGCCGUUCGGGUUCCAAGAUAGAUAGUUGGGGACAUUUUUACAGUGUAGUAGAGGCCUAAGUGUUACUGUUCUGUGUACAUAUAGUGUGUGUAGGUUUAAGCAUGGGUGGUGAGAGUAGAGGAGCCCGCGCGCCGUUGCUGGAGUGCGGCGAAUACGCGCACGCGCAUAAGAGACCGGCGCCGCGUUGUUGCUUUUGGUUGGCCAGCCACGUCAACGUGAGGAAAUGCGUCGCCGGCGUCAUGCUGCUUUCCGUCCUCACAAUAUUCUUCUAUACUUAUUAUGUGACGGCUCCGUUGACAAGCUUAGUCUGGCGUGACCGCAUACCGCGGCCGCUCUCCCAGUGCUCGCUGCUGGCGUCGCAGCAGCAAGCGGCGCGGGACCACCGCUCGGACGCACGCUUGCGCAUCGACGCCAAAGUGCUGGUCAUCGUGGAGUCGGCCUACUCGCGGCUCGGACGCGACAUCGCCGAGCUACUUGUCGCCAACCGCAUUCGGUACAAGGUGGAAGUCGCAGGCAAGAGCCUGCCCGUGCUCACCACCUUGGACAAGGGCCGCUACGGCGUGAUCGUGUUCGAGUCGCUCUCCAAGUACGCCAACAUGGACAAGUGGAACCGCGAACUGCUCGACAAGUACUGUCGCGAGUACUCCGUGGGUGUCGUCGGGUUUGCCACGCCGGGCGAGGAGACGCUGGUCGGCGCUCAGCUAAAGGGAUUUCCGCUUUUUAUGCACACCAAUCUCAGACUUAAGGACGCGACGUUGAACCCUGCGUCGCCGGUGUUGCGGCUGGCGCGGGCGGGCGAGACGGCCUGGGGCGCCCUGCCCGGCGAUCACUGGACUGUGUUCCGAGCUAACAGCUCCACGUACGAGCCAGUCGCGUGGGCGUUACGGCAGAACGAGUACGGCGCAAGCGAAGAGCGACUGCCGCUAGCGACGGCGAUACAAGACCAUGGGCGACUGGACGGUAUCCAGCGCGUGCUGUUCGGCUCCGGGCUGCAGUUUUGGCUGCACCGGCUGCUGUUCCUCGACGCGCUCAGCUACCUCAGCCACGGCCAGCUCAGCCUCAGCCUCGAGCGGUGGAUCCUCGUCGACAUCGACGACAUCUUCGUGGGCGAGAGAGGUACUCGCCUCCACGAAGAGGACGUUGCAGCUCUUCUGGCCUCGCAGGCCGCCUUACAACGCCUGGUGCCGGGGUUCAGGUUCAACCUAGGCUUCAGCGCCAAGUACUAUCACCACGGCACGGCGCUCGAGAACCGAGGCGACGACGCGCUUCUCAAGAACAGAGAGCAUUUCAACUGGUUUUGCCACAUGUGGAACCACCAGCAGCCUCACCUCUACAACAACGUGUCCCAGUUGGAAUCCGAGAUGAUGCUCAACAAACAGUUCGCCCUGUCACACGGCAUCCCGACCAACUCGUGUUACUCGGUGUCGCCGCACCACUCGGGCGUGUACCCGGUACACGAACCCCUGUAUGAAGCCUGGAGGAAGGUGUGGGACGUGAAAGUCACCAGUACCGAGGAGUACCCGCAUUUGAGGCCGGCUAGGUUACGGCGCGGCUUCCGUCACAGAGGGGUGAUGGUGCUGCCUCGGCAGACGUGCGGCCUGUUCACGCACACGCUGCUGCUGGAGCGCUACCCCGGCGGCCGGCAGCGCCUCGACCGCUCCAUACAGGGCGGGGAGCUGUUCCAGACCGUCAUCAACAACCCGGUGAGAUAUAACCUCGUCAUGGUGCUGCCUCGGCAGACGUGCGGCCUGUUCACGCACACGCUGCUGCUGAAGCGCUACCCCGGCGGCCGGCAGCGCCUCGACCGCUCCAUACAGGGCGGGGAGCUGUUCCAGACCGUCAUCAACAACCCGAUCAACAUAUUCAUGACGCACAUGUCCAACUACGGGAACGACCGGCUCGCCCUUUACACGUUCGAAUCCGUGGUGAAGUUCCUACGCUGUUGGACCAACGUGAGAUUAGCUUCGGCGCCGCCGCUCGCCCUCGCUGAAACGUACUUUCAACUGAGGUCAGACGAGCUCAGCCCAUUAUGGGGGAAUCCGUGCGACGACAUCCGCCACCGUCGCAUAUGGUCGAAGAGCAAAUGGUGCGGCACGCUGCCCAAGGUGCUGGUCAUCGGGCCGCAGAAGACGGGCAGCACGGCGCUCUACACCUUCCUCGCGAUGCACCCGUCGCUCGUGCCCAACCUGCCCAGCCCGACCACCUACGAAGAGUUGCAGUUCUUCAAUAAUAACAAUUAUAUGAAGGGAUUAGACUGGUACUUAAAUUUCUUCCCGCCGAGCAUCAUCAAUGGCACGCAGAUGACGUUCGAGAAGUCGGCCACUUACUUCGACGGCGAGCAGUCGCCGCGGCGCGCCCACGCGCUGCUGCCCAACGCCAAGAUCAUCGCCAUACUCAUAUCGCCUUCCAAACGGGCGUACUCGUGGUACCAGCACAUCCGCUCACAUGGCGACGCCGUGGCCAACAACUACACCUUCCACACCGUCAUCACGGCCAACGACUCCGCUCCAAAACCUCUCAAAGACUUAAGGAAUCGAUGUCUAAACCCGGGCAAAUACAGCCACUUCCUGGAGCGCUGGCUGGCGGAGUACAGCGCGCACCAGCUGCACGUGCUGGACGGGUCGCUGCUGCGCGCCGAGCCCGCCGCCGCGCUCAUGCCGCUGCAGAAGUUCCUCAAGAUCCCCGCGCUCGACUACAACAAGCUGCUCAAGUACGACCCGAAGAAGGGAUUUUUCUGCCAAGCCGUAAGCAAUGAGCGGACGAAAUGUCUCGGCAAAUCUAAAGGGCGCGUCUACCCGCCCAUGGAAGAAAGGUCGGCCAAAUUCUUAAAGCGAUACUAUACGCCCCAUAACACGGCUUUGUCUAAGCUGCUGGUCAGAUUGGGUCGCCCGGUCCCGCAGUGGCUCAAAGACGAACUAUCGUCUAAUGGAUAGCACAACUCUCAACCUAAAAGGUUGGAACGGGAUAAAAUACUUCACGGAUUGAUCAAAGUAUGUGUCGUGACCAUGCCCUGACCAGGUCGGGGCGCCGCCGCGGAGGUUACAAACGUUGUUUUCAAAGUGUUUCAGUGUGAGAGUAUCAUUGUUGAAAAUGUGUCUAUCAAUCGUGUAAUAUAAUAUUUUAAAGAGUGAUAUUGUAAACGACUUAAUGUUCUCGAUCUCUACAAUUGAGACGUCGAUUUUUUUUUCGUGAGAUUAACUACAUCUCUUAUUAAUAGGUGGUUAGUACAUAAAUUGAGUUCUCAGUAAAGCAAUUACUGAUUUAAAUAAAUUAACUUGCCUGAAAUAUAUUUUAGCCAUAAUUAUGUUGUAUGAUCCGGCAGUUUUUGACGAAGAGUCGGUUUAGGUGCUAUUUUAAGUAUUGAACAAUAGUGCAUAUGCUUAGUUUUUAUCCCAUGGUCCCAUAAGAUGCAACUCUUAGCUUGCAGCAAUCCAAAGGAGAGCUUAAGUCAUUGUUAUAGUUUUACGCAAUUUUAAGAGGUACCUCAAGUACAGUAUAGUGCUUUUAAGUUUUUUUACUUCGGUAUUUUGGCCUCAGAAAUAUAAGCUGUCAUUCCAUUAUAUCACACGCCAGUUGGUUUCCUUAAAUUAUAACUUUAUGUACCUGAUACGACUUGUAUAUUUGUAAUUAAUUCACAUUUUUCAUAUCGAAUAUUAGAUCAAUUACCGAUUUCUACGUCUAUCUGUGCCAUACAGUCUAUGUUAAAGAAAACGGCACUAACGUUUAUUACUUAAAUUAUUUUUAUAGUCGCAAACUUUAGUUUCGUUUGAACAAAACACUAGUCUUAUAGUAGGUGAUAUUUAAAUCACAAUUAUUUUUGUCAAUUUCAACUCAUAGGUAAUCCGGAACAUUUGUGUAAGCACAUAGAGUUUUUUUAUCUUGUUCCCGUAUAGUUACCUACUCGUACAGUUAGCCGUAAGAGUUCUUUAUAAGAUGUAAACAAAAGGCGUUGUAUUUUAAAUAAUUGAUAUCAAUGAUAAUGAUAACGCAAGGAAUGAA
This is a messenger RNA of Cydia amplana, 4466 nucleotides long. RefSeq names its product bifunctional heparan sulfate N-deacetylase/N-sulfotransferase (gene sfl). The transcript is spliced from 15 exons. Gene Ontology annotation, molecular function: deacetylase activity; heparan sulfate N-sulfotransferase activity. Bases 569 to 3400 code for a protein of 943 amino acids. Lineage: Eukaryota; Metazoa; Arthropoda; Insecta; Lepidoptera; Tortricidae. Gene Ontology annotation, cellular component: Golgi apparatus. The record is from RefSeq and is a predicted model, not a curated record.